AUGGAAAUAGACGGACCAGAUACGGGCAAGACAAUGACAACAGAGGAAGAAGGUCAAGACUACAGCAAGGACGAUUACAACGUGCUAAAAGUUGGUUCCAGCCAACCAGCUUACCUCUUUUACAUUGUGUCAGAUGAUGAAGAGCUGCCAUCGAUUAAACAUGGGGAGACAAUCACAGAUAGACGGAGCCCAUUCCAACCUCAUUUAGCGCCAGUGGUGACUCCUAAACAGGUUCAAUUUGUUCUUAACAAUUUGUAUGAAAACAAGAUCGCAAGUGCCACUCACAAUAUCAAUGAAUACAGGAUAUACUGUGAGGAUAAAAACUCUUUCCUGCAGGACUGUGAGGACGAUGGAGAAACGGCUGCUGGCGGGCGAUUGCACCAUCUUCUGCAGAUCCUGGAUGUUCGUAAUGUACUAGUGGUGGUUUCUCGAUGGUAUGGUGGGGUUCUGCUGGGUCCCGACCAUUUCAAACACAUCAACAACUGUGCCAGGAACAUACUCAUUCAAGAGGGAUACACAGACACCCCAGAGGAAGCUUCCAAAGCUGGAGGGAAGAACAAAAGACCUAAAAGCAAAAAGCCAAAGUAAACAGCACCAAAAACAGCC
Messenger RNA from Myxocyprinus asiaticus (Chinese sucker), 606 nucleotides. RefSeq names its product protein IMPACT-B-like. NCBI's taxonomy places the organism in Eukaryota, Metazoa, Chordata, Actinopteri, Cypriniformes, Catostomidae. The transcript has 7 exons. The record is from RefSeq and is a predicted model, not a curated record. Gene Ontology annotation, cellular component: cytoplasm. The coding region runs from base 1 to 588 and encodes 195 amino acids. Gene Ontology annotation, biological process: regulation of translational initiation.